GUUAAAACCCAUUUCCCCCUUCGUUGGUUACAAGAUGCUGACAUUGUUAUAUUUAAGAGAGGAAUCUAUCGCUUCCAGGAAUGCCGUUUUCUCGUGAUCACAACAUAUAACUACUUUGCACAUCUCCACCAAAACUCAGCCUGAAGCCACAAUUCGCAGUUUCACUCUCUCUCUCUAGCUUCGGAGUAGUACUAUUCUUUUACAUUUUUGCUUUUUUGAACAUAUAAUCGAUUCGAGAUUGUUUCCAGUUUAGAUGCUUCAUGAUGACUUCCACCGGAAACUGUUCGUUGAUUUGUCGUCCUCAGUCGGAAUCUUCCUGUGCGUCGAUGAAGUUACGGAUUUUGAAGCUACCGGCGUGUAAUUGCAAAGCUAAGUCAUUGGGCUUCAACAUUACCGGUGUCGAGAUGAAAACCACCUUCAUAACUCCUGUAAGGAAAACAGAGACUUCUACAACGGUUCAUAUCAUCGGAAAAAUCCGAAGUUCUCAUCAGCCAGGAUACAAUUCAAACGAUGAAAUGAGCGGAAACGAUUUUCUUGGCUUUUCUGGUAAAGGUAUACCCCUGAUUUCUACAAAAGGGAAUUCAACAAACAUUGUUUGGCACAAAUGCUCUGUAGAGAAAAGUGACAGACAGGAGUUGCUUCAGCAAAGGGGUUGUGUUGUAUGGAUAACUGGUCUCAGUGGUUCAGGGAAGAGCACUGUGGCAUGUGCUCUAGGUCGCGGUUUACAUGCUAGAGGAAAACUCACUUACAUCCUUGAUGGUGAUAAUGUUCGCCAUGGUCUAAAUCGUGACCUUAGUUUUGCAGCUGAAGAUCGGGCAGAAAAUAUAAGGCGGAUCGGGGAAGUGGCUAAGCUUUUUGUGGAUGCUGGAGUUAUUUGCAUUGCCAGUUUGAUAUCUCCCUACAGAGAAGAGCGAGAUGCCUGCCGUGCUUUACUACCUGAAGGGGAUUUCAUUGAGGUUUUCAUGGAUGUUCCCCUACAUGUAUGUGAGACAAGGGACCCUAAGGGAUUGUAUAAGCUAGCUCGAGCAGGAAAGAUAAAAGGUUUUACUGGUAUUGAUGAUCCAUAUGAGCCACCGCUGAAAUCAGAGAUAGUGUUGCGUCAGAACCAAGGGCUGUGUGAUUCUCCUAAUGACUUGGCUGAUGUAGUGAUGUCAUACUUGGACAAAAAGGGAUACCUGAAAGCUUAACUGUAGUGAUGUAGUGAUGUCAUACUUGGACAAAAAAGGAUACCUGAAAGCUCAACUGCUCAUGACCUAUCUUCAAGCGAGAUUUCGAGAGAUCUUAAGGAAGCAUAAAUGUUGAUUGAGUAGAUUAUACAAGGCUAGGAUCUGAUCGCAGAAACAAGCAUUGCAUUCAUGAGCCAAUCCAAAAUACAUACUUUGUCUUCUAAACUUGUCUCUAGAAACCCCAAACACACCUAAAGUUUGGGAGUAUCCCCUUACCUCGAAUCUUGUUCAAGUGAAGCUAAUCCCGAUGUUUAGUUUCUAAAAACAAGACCCAGAAUUGAGGUUUGGUUUUCAAAUCAAACAUGGGCUCUUGCUAUUUUAUUGAUAUGGAUUCUUCAUCUAACCAGUUGACAGAGAACAAAUAGACAAAAGAAUAGCAGAAUAAUGAAUAAACAAAAAUCAGAACUUAAUUUUGGAUUUGCAUACAGAAGUUGCAUUCUGGAAUUUGGUGAAAACUGAGAUGUCACAGGUGCUAACUGUUCUGGCUUUGAGCUUCAAGACUUUCCAUACAGUGACCUUCCCAUGUAAAGCGGUUGAUGAAGUAAAAUUCAAGCAACCAGAAAAUAGAUCUCCUAAGAAAUUAGGAUUCUUAGAGAAACCAUCUGAAUCAAUUAGCACAGUUGUGUUCACAUCAUGAUCUGCUCUGGCUGGAAUGGUGUCUGCUUCAAUUGGUGCUUCUGCUGCUGGAUCUCCGUGAUAAGUCACAUAAGCUCUGCUACUGUCAUACUUGAAGCUACCAUAAUUCCUGUUAUGGAUGGUGAGGAUUAGACCAAUUGUUAUGUUGAGGUGAAAUGCUGGAAAUGGCUCUAAUCUUACUGACUCUAAUGUGACAGACUUAGUUGUGACUUUUGGACUUUUUGGCUUAAGGAUAGUGAAAUACAGAGUAAUGGCAACUACAAGAAGAAUAAUUAAGAGAAUUGCUGCAAUGCCACAGCCUAUUUGGAGGGCUUUUUUUGUCCUUGAGUUGCAGCAUCCCAUGGUGCAGUUUCUGCUGAGAAGAAUAAAGGGAGAUUUAGUGGGUAUUUACACCAUGAGUGUUGAUGAUUACUCAUUGAAGGAUCAGCAGGUGGAGAUUAUUUCUAGGUGGCUUUGUAUUAACCAAUGAUUAAGAGGCUCAAUUCCUUAUGUUCAUGUUUUCUGAGAUUCUUUUGGCUGUCUCUGAUUUGUCCUUGUAAUGGUGAUGAUAACAAUAGAAGAAGAGUUAUUUAGUUGAGAUUGUACACUUAAAAGUUUCACGUGUUUUAAGCUUCUUGUUUGUAUCUACAAGUAAAUUGAGGGCU
Solanum dulcamara is the source of this 2506-nucleotide messenger RNA. Its product is annotated as adenylyl-sulfate kinase 3. The transcript has 7 exons. Gene Ontology annotation, molecular function: ATP binding; adenylylsulfate kinase activity. The record is from RefSeq and is a predicted model, not a curated record. Bases 261 to 1187 code for a protein of 308 amino acids. Gene Ontology annotation, biological process: sulfate assimilation. Lineage: Eukaryota; Viridiplantae; Streptophyta; Magnoliopsida; Solanales; Solanaceae.